Molecule: messenger RNA, 1045 nt
Organism: Trachymyrmex cornetzi
Lineage: Eukaryota; Metazoa; Arthropoda; Insecta; Hymenoptera; Formicidae
Product: trihelix transcription factor GTL1-like
Exons: 3
Coding region: 201-929 (242 amino acids)
Source: RefSeq, a predicted model, not a curated record
UAUUUGUGAUGAAAAACGAUUACCAGUCCAAGCUGAUAAACAUUUGUUACUGGUUGAAAAAGCUUCAGGAAAAACUUUCAGAAUUAUGGAUUCCCUAAAUAUUCGUAAAAUAUAUAAUUUGCAACAUUCUUCUUUUAAAAACAUAAAAAGUCAAGUACAAUCUGCUUUAUCCACUAGAGUUCCAGCAGCAUUCAUCAACUAUGAUAAAUCAAACAGAUUUCAACUUACUUAAUAAACCGCUACAGGAAUCAUCAUGUGUUACGAAAAAUCAGCCACCAUCUUUGAUUGUACAAUUGCCAUCAACUUCAAUAAAUCGUGUGCAAUCUUCUGCUUUAACAGACAAGCAAUAUUCUCAACCUCCAUAUAUUAGUAAUCCAAUAGAAACCAAUGUUUUGAAUACGGAUAAACCAUAUGAAAAAGUACUUUCACAAAGUAAUAAUAAUGCAGGAUCUCAAGUACAAGUAACACUUCCAAAAACAAAACGCCGAAAAACUGUAGAUACUCCCCAAGCUUCGUGGAAACAUCCUGCCAUUUUAUGUCUUAUUCAUCACUACAAAGCAAAUAUGCAUGUAAUGAAUAGCAAUUCUAAACGCCAUGAGGAAAUAUGGCAGGAUAUAUCAGACGCUUUGGCCAAAGAAGGAUAUUAUUUUUCUCACUUGCAGUGUGAAGAUAAGUGGAAGUAUCUUAAAAAAGUAUAUAUAGAGACAGUAGACAAAAAUAAGGAGUCUGGAACUGCUGAGAAUACAUGUCCUUACUUUAAGGAAUUUCAUGAUAUUUAUAGCAAAUCACAUUCUGUCAAUCCUCCAGCACUUGCUUCUAAUCGAAUACUGAAAAAUAUUUCUGAAUGCGAAUCUUUCUCACAAUCAGAUUCAGAAGAAAAAAAUGUACCAAAGAAAAAAAGUCGAAACUCAAAGCAGCUUGAUACAUAGAUCGAUAUUUUUCGCAAGGAUGCUGAUUUCAAAGAAGAAGCACGACAAAAACGUCACGAAGAAGUGUUGGCUUUACAAAAAGAGCAAAUAAAAGCACAAAAUGAUCUCUUGACAAA